Molecule: messenger RNA, 1235 nt
Organism: Dimorphilus gyrociliatus
Lineage: Eukaryota; Metazoa; Annelida; Polychaeta; Dinophilidae
Source: the annotation of a GenBank genome assembly
AACUAACAAUCGCUGCUUGAACGUAGUAAAUGUGACAUUAAUCUUUCGAUACUAUUUAACUAAUUAAUUGUCGUUUGUUUGGUGUUUGUUUGAAUAAUUAAUAUAUUAAAUUUAAAAUGGAACUUUCAAGGGAAAUUCAAAAAUUAAGAAAGAUAAUUGAUGAUUCAAAGGAAAAGAAUAUUAAGUUACUUAAUAAACACUUUGAACAUUUGGAAGAAAGACUUGAAACUGAAAAGAGAAGAUUAAGACAAGAAGUUUUCGAUAAUUUGGAAGAAACUAAUAAUCAAUUGACUAAAUUUAAUGUAGCUUUUACAGAAUAUUCUAAUUUUAGAAGUAGCACCUUUCAAGAGCCUAAACAGCGUAUGAAAGAAAUAUUGAUGGAACUGGAAACGAGCAUUACAUGUAGGGAACUUGAAUUACGUAUUCAAGAAAAUUUAGAUAACAAAAUAGCAGAAGUUCAAGUAAAAGAGGGAUUUAUUUAUAAUUUUACUGUAAUGCCUUUUGACAUUGUUAAUGGAAGAAUUUCUGAUCAUUCGUCCAUUAUUAGCAAUGAAACGGACAUAUUUCUAAUGAACACGUCACCUGAGAAUACAACAAUAACUGAUAUAAAUACAAGUGAAGUAUCAGAUAUAGUAUUAAAUCGAUGGGAGAGUAGAGGAGCGUAUGAAAGUUUUUCGAUUAGUCCAGACGAAUUAUUUAUCCUACUUUGCGACAGAGUUAAUGGACUAAUUUUAAAGAGUAAAAUUGCGGAGGCUACUUUAAAUUUUAGAGAAUAUCUAAAAGUAGACGAUGUACGUAAAGCCUACGCCACUUCAAAUGGUCAAACUUUGGUGUGGCACGAAAAUAAACUGACAUUGUUCAAUGCAGAUAAUUCAUCACAAUGGUCCCAUACGUUAGACAAUAUAGAAGCGGUUGCCUUCUCUGGCCUGGAUAAAGCAGACAUUUUCAUGACAAAAGAAGAAAAUGAAAUAAGAAUUCGAUCCUUAUUUAGUGGACUUGAAGAAAAAGCCUUCAAUAUAAAUAUAGAAGUCGCCGAAAUGUACUCUCUACCUUUUGGAAUAUUACUCCUUCCACAAAAUGAAAAGCGUCUUAUUCUCUUAUCGAAAAAAAACGGCUCAAUAAUUGCUGAAUUCCCAUUAAAUUUUACUCCAAAAACAAUGGCAAUUUCAUUAAAUAUUCUAAACCUUACUUUUUAUGUAAUAUCUGAUAAAAAUGAAUUAUUUGUUAUGAAAUAA